Dichomitus squalens LYAD-421 SS1 is the source of this 1884-nucleotide messenger RNA. Its product is annotated as HlyIII-domain-containing protein. The transcript has 5 exons. The coding region runs from base 33 to 1721 and encodes 562 amino acids. Gene Ontology annotation, molecular function: signaling receptor activity. Lineage: Eukaryota; Fungi; Basidiomycota; Agaricomycetes; Polyporales; Polyporaceae. The record is from RefSeq and is a predicted model, not a curated record. Gene Ontology annotation, cellular component: membrane.
CUUCCACCCCAACGGCAACGACGGCGGCAACAAUGGCGACAGCAACAGCGGUCGAAGAACACUCCCCUGACGCUCGUCUCCGCCGUCCCGCUCAGGCCCCGCGGCGAAGGCUCUCGACUUUUCAGGCCGGACGGUACGCACUACCGCAACCUUGUCACCAGCUCCCCUACUCCGUUGAAGCCCUCGACUUGUCUCUCAACUCUCUGCCCCCUACCCUCGCUUCCCUUCGUCUCCAUGUUCUGUCCUAUCUCGCCGAUCUCGAGUCUCGGCUCUCCCUUCUCGAGUCGCCGAUCUCCACAGAAGCGAUCAUGGCCAAGGGGGAGCUGACCAUGGAGGAAGCUCGCACAUGGGCCAAGGAUGGUCUCGAGAUGCUGCGCUCUAUACGUGAGGACGUCCUUUCCCACCUCCCCGACAUUUUCUCCCUGGACAGCGUCCCCACCGUCGAGGAUGUCGAGGAAUUCGUCAACGCCCACUUGCCGGAGGUCCCCACCCUACCAGAGAUGCGCUCCCAUCUUCCCGACGUACCUGACGUUGUCCGCUCGCACUUACCGGACUUCAAGCUGUCCGAUGUUCGCUCACGACUAGACGACGUCCGCUCUCGCAUUUCCGAUCUAGACUUCAAUAAACCAUUAAACUACGUCCCGACGCUAUCUAAUCGACUCCAGUCCCUACAAGAGCAUCUCUCCGCCAUGGAGCGCUCCUCGAGCUUGUAUUUAUCAACCUUGGCGCCUAGCGCGACGCUCUGUACGCUCCUUGACAAGGUUCUCUCUUCACAUUUUGUUGCCGACAUCUCUUCGGACCUCCGGAGCGGGGAGGAGACACUGGAAAAGGCUGCGCUCGAGAUAGGGCGAGCCAUGAAGCGAUCCCUGAACGGGUCUCGUCUCAUCCAGUACGUCGACCUGCCCGAGCAAUGGCGCAACAACCCCUUUGUGAAGGGCGGUUAUAGAUUCAUUCCUCUACAUGAUUGGCCCCGACUCGUCCUGUCGCUUUUCGCUUUGCACAAUGAGACUCUGAAUAUCCACACGCAUUUGAUACCCUUCCUGCUCUGGUCCUUCGCUUUGUUCCGCUUUUCUCCAUCAUACGACACAUCCGACUACCAAGAACCGGCCAAGAUCGCCUUCACUGUAUUCGCAUUGCUCUGUCUCUUUACCAGCGCGUUAUGGCACACCAUGGCGGGCUGUGCGCAUCCCGAAGGCAUGGAAUUCUGUGCUAGGGUUGACUAUGUCGGCAUUGGAUGGCUCAUCAGUGCAAGCGUCGGCACUUUGGUGUACUACGGCUUCCAGUGUCGACCAGCUGAGCGCGACGUGUUUCUCCUGCUCUGCCUUGCUGUCGGACUCUCCGGCAGUAUCGUCCCGUUCACCCAGUGGUUCAAUCAACGAGAAUACAAGAACGCACGCAUCGCCUUCUUCCUCUGCAUGGCGUUCAGCAGCAUCGCGCCCCUGGUCGAGCUCUCCCGGCUCCACUCUCCGUGGGAGAUGUACACGUUCAUCUCGCCCAUCGUGCCCUCGCUCGUGUCGUACGUCGUCGGCCUCGUCUUCUACGCGACGCACUUCCCCGAGUGCGUCGUCGCGCCGCGGUGGCCGUCGCUGUGCCGGUGGCUCGACUGGCUGGGCGGCGGGUCGCACGCGAUCUGGCAUGUGUUCAUCGUGCUCGCGAUCAGUCUGCACAAGCGGGGGAUGGAGGUGAUGAAGGGCGGGAUUGGGGAUGCGUGCACUGUUUAGGUUGUUUCGCUUUUUGCAAUGAGUGCUGGCUUUGCCGAGGGUUGUUCCUCUUGAAUGUUAGCUUAUUCUUCUGUUUAGGACAUUGAGAGAACGACGAGACGGGCGUCUGCCCUCAGUCAAAUCAUUCCCGAGUGCAACUGUUCCCUCCGCAUACGCCAUUUAC